CAGAUCUACUCCUGCGACUUUCGGAAGAGAUGAGGUCAAGGGUGGCCUAUGACAAGGUUUUUGAAAAGAUUUGGGCUGCUUCAGGAGGUUGGGCCGUCAUCAUGUGUCCUUGUGGCAUAGUUUACAGUAUAAAAUGUAAUCUGCGAGCAGAAAGUCCACGGGAUUUUGCAGAUAUGCUUCUGUCUUGGAAGCAUCUGCCUAAUGUUGUUAUUUAUGACUUUGCCCGUGGACUGUCCACCCACACAAAUUUGAGGCAACCCAUAACUUUCACACCUUUCGAGGGAAGGUUACUCGAACCAACCACUGAAAAUAUUGCAAAAGCAAAAUCAGGAAAAUUACAGGUAACUCUGCCAUGGCUCACUGCAAAAAAGCAAAGUCCAGAUCCGGAUGGUCAUCCAAUAACUGGUUCUGCAGAACACUAUGUUCUGUAUGACCGCUUUCACGAAGACAACACAAAAGAUCCUCGUGAUUCACUGAGGAAGCUUCGUCUUGUGCCUCAACUAGCUGGCAAAGUUAACAGUCAGGCUGCAGAACAGCUUUUUUCAAAGCUAAAGAAAAAUAACUACUUUAUGAACAUGGCAUUGCCAUCCACACAUGUUUUCCUCAUGCGAAACAUCAUCCACCAUUACAAUGUCAGAAAAAACGAGAAACGUCUUCAUGACAUAAAAAAGGAAUUCAACACAAACAUUCACAUGAAUGACCACAGCCAGGUUGUGUUAGAAAAUCCAUCCUCCACAGAGAAAUGCAUGGACAUGUCACUUGGUAAUUUGACUGUUCUUUCCAGUUGCUCAGUGUCAAGUUUCUGUUCACUAAUUAUUAUGUGUUAUUUUCUAAUUUUGAUGCUUUAAUGUACUCUAAGGACCACUGACAGCACUGCCAAAAAUAU
Danio rerio (zebrafish) is the source of this 886-nucleotide messenger RNA. The record is from RefSeq and is a predicted model, not a curated record. NCBI's taxonomy places the organism in Eukaryota, Metazoa, Chordata, Actinopteri, Cypriniformes, Danionidae.